Colletotrichum chrysophilum is the source of this 714-nucleotide messenger RNA. RefSeq lists its product as uncharacterized. The record is from RefSeq and is a predicted model, not a curated record. Bases 1 to 714 code for a protein of 237 amino acids. The transcript has a single exon. Lineage: Eukaryota; Fungi; Ascomycota; Sordariomycetes; Glomerellales; Glomerellaceae.
AUGAUCCCAUCUCAAAUCGGCUCUUACAAGAAUGAGGCUAUGACUGCGGAGCUCUGUGCUACACAGUACUGCAAAACAUCAGCCUAUUUCGCCACGUUCGAGUCAAACAGAUGCUACUGUCACCACGCUGCACCGACCAAGCGCGUUGCUGAGUCGGAAUGCUCUUCGCCGUGUGCAGGAUCGAAAACCGAGCUCUGCGGCAGCAACACCAGGGCUAACUUCUAUCGGCGGGAUCCUCGCGUGUUCAAGCUUCCUACCGAUUCAAGCACCACCAAGCUGGCCUCGUUCUCGUUCAAGAGUGAUUCCGACCUCCAGCUCUGGACUGGCUCUAAGGGAGCAGAAUCCUCCUUCGUGCCUGGAAACACCAACCCCACGGCGCUUAAGUUAGAGUCGAGAACGUCGCUGACGACGUCUGUCAACGCUACGAUCGGUGCAACUUACCGGAUUUCGCUCCGCUACAUGAUGGGAAAUGUUUGGAGGAGUGGUCGCCUCAUGACUCUUGAAGCCUCUGCUGAAUCGGGAGAAGUCUACAAGAAGCAGAUGGCUGAGUUCAGUCCUGGAUUCACUUUCGAAGAGUGGCAAACCAUGUCGAUUGAGGUUACUGCCAAAACAGCAAAACUUUCUGUCAAGCUGGAGUACAGGCCAACGCCGAAUGGGGGCUAUGCGAUCUGGGAUAAUCUGGCGAUCGACCUCAUCAAAGCCCCGAAGUCCUGA